This is a messenger RNA of Argiope bruennichi, 2879 nucleotides long. RefSeq names its product zinc finger protein Xfin-like. Gene Ontology annotation, biological process: regulation of transcription by RNA polymerase II. Gene Ontology annotation, molecular function: RNA polymerase II cis-regulatory region sequence-specific DNA binding; DNA-binding transcription factor activity, RNA polymerase II-specific. The coding region runs from base 102 to 2879 and encodes 925 amino acids. The record is from RefSeq and is a predicted model, not a curated record. Lineage: Eukaryota; Metazoa; Arthropoda; Arachnida; Araneae; Araneidae. The transcript is spliced from 2 exons.
CAGCAGGAAACUGCUCAAGAAACAAAGCAGAGGUCUCCACAUCAAUAAUAGAUUAUAAUACAUUUUUGAUCAGAAGAAUUUCUUUUUGAAAUUGAAAAUUAAUGGAUGAAUACCGUUGUGAAUUUUGUGACAAUAUAGUGGCAUGCGGUGAGAUACACCCUUGCAACUUUCAUACGUUUGACGAUACGUAUUCACACUCACAGACUUUUUCAGAGAAUACCUUUAACAGCGCACAACUAUGGACAUCUUAUGAUCUUCCAUAUUUGGAUGCCACUUCAGAUACUCGGGUAAUUGGCGUUCAAACGGAAGAAAAUGUAUCUUUCAUGGUUUCUUCAGAAAAUGCUGAGUCUUGUUUCAGACUUGAAAAUGAUUUUCCCGCAGCUUAUAACCUUUCAUCAGCUGUCAUAGAAUCAACUGGUGUUGACGAGGAAAGGCAAAGAAUGUCAGGUGUAUCCGAUCUGAUAUAUGCGACAGGUAGUGAAAAAGAUGAGAUGUCAUGUCAAGAGAACAAAUGGCUGUCUCUGAAUAACGAUAACAAAUAUUUUAUGGAUUCUGUAGAAUGUGCUAUCAGAAGAGGGCAUUCAGAUAGUAGCAGUAUCUCUGAACCGAGAAAACUAAUUGUGAAUCCUGAUUUCCUACCAGAAAGAAAUGAACCAGAAAAGGGCAAGAUACACGUCUCGGAGUAUGUAACUGAUGAACAUACCUCACUUGAAAUACACUCAAAUGUUUCUCAAACUCACAGUAAGAGCGAGAAUAUAACCAUCAACUUGAAGGAACAUAUUUCUUCUAUAACAGAUAAUGCUAUGGCUGGACCUUCAGGGAUGUGCCCUCGGAAGAAGAAAUUUCCUUGCACAUUAUGUCCGAAGGAAUUCAAUCAAAAAAUUCAUCUCGACGUUCAUUAUCGAACACAUACUGGCGAAAAGCCUUUUGUAUGUGAUUUUUGCGGACAAGCAUUUACUCAGAAAGGAAAUCGCGACGUCCAUUAUCGAACUCACACCGGUGAUAGGCCUUUUGUGUGUGAUUUCUGUAAAAGAGCUUUUGCUUCUAAAAGUAAUCUGACAAAUCAUGUCAGGACUCACACAGGAGUAAGACCUUAUAAGUGUCCAAUUUGUGGAAUGACAUUCGCUAGAAGCAACAAUUGCAAUUUGCAUGUCAAGAGAAAGCAUAAAACUUUUUCAGAGAAUAGCUCCAACAGCGCACAACUAUGGACACCUUGUGAACUUUCAUAUUUGGGUGCCAUUUCAGAUAUUCGGGAAAUUGACGUUCAAACAAAAGAAAGUGCACCUUUUAUGACUUCUUCAGAAAAUGCUGAAUAUUGUUUCAGACCUGAAAAUGAGUUUCCUGAAGCGUAUAACCUUUCACCAGCUGUCAUGGAAUCAACUGGUGUGGACGAGGAAAAGCAAAGAAUAUCAUGUGUAUACGAUCUGAUUUAUGCGACAGGUAGUGAAAAAGAUGAGAUGUCACGUCAAGAGAACAAAUGGCUGUCUUUGAAUAAUGAUAAAAUAAAUUUUACGGAUUCUGUAUGGACAGGUCAUUCAGAUGAUUACAAUAUCUCUGAACCAAGAAAACUAAUUGUGAAUCCUGAUUUCCUACCAGGAAGUAAUGAGCCAGGAAAGGGCAAGAUACACUUCUCGGAGUAUAUAACUGAUGAACAUACUUCACUUGAAUUGCACUCUAAUGUUUACACUAAGAGCGAGAAAAUAACUUUCAACUUGAAGGAACAUAUUUCUUCUAAAACAUAUAACAAUGCUGUGGCUGGACCUUCAGGGAUGUACCCUCGAAAGAAGAAAUUUCCUUGCACAUUAUGUCCGAAGGAAUUCAAUCAAAAAUGUAAUCUCGACAGUCAUUAUAGAACCCAUACUGGCAAUAUGGUGACAUUCGGUGGGAAUCACUCUUGCAACUUUCAUACAUUCGACUAUACGUAUUCACACUCACAGACUUUUUCAGAGAAUAGCUCCAACAGCGCACAACUAUGGACACCAUCUGAACCUUCAUAUUUGGGUGCCAUUUCAGAUAUUCGGGAAAUUGACGUUCAAACAAAAGAAAGUGCACCUUUUACGGGUUCUUCAGAAAAUGCCGAAUCUUGCUACAUACCUGAAAAUGAUUUUGGCGAAGCUUAUUGCAUUUUAGCAACUGCUAUGGAAUCAACUGCUUUUCACGAGGAAAAGCAAACAGAAUUAGGUAUAUCCGUUCCAAUUCAUGCAACCAGUCGCGAAAAAGAUGAGAUAUCAUGUCAAGAGAACAAAUGGCUGUCUCUGAAUAACGAUAACAAAUAUAUAAUGGAUUCUGUAGAAUGUGCUAUCAGAACAGGGCAUUCAGAUAAUAGCAAUAUCUCUGGACUGAGAAAUUUAGUUGUGAAACAUGAUUUCCUAUCAGGAAGUAAUGAUGUUUUGGAGUAUGUAACUGAUGAACAUACUUCACUUGAAAUACACUCUAAAGUUUACAGUAAGGGCGAGAAAACUGCGACCAUCGUAAAGGAACAUAUUUCUUCUAAAACAGAUAACAAUGCUGUGGCUGGACCUUCAGGAAUGUGCCCUCAGAAGAAGACAUUUCAUUGCAAAUUAUAUCCGAAGGUAUUCAAUCAAAAAUAUCAUCUGGACAAUCAUUAUCAAACCCAUACUGGCGAAAAACCUUUUGUAUGUGAAUUAUGCGGAAAAGAAUUUUCUCAGAAAGGAAGUCGCGACAGACAUUAUAGAACACACACUGGUAAUAGACCUUUCGUGUGCGACUUCUGCAAUAAAGGUUUCGUUCAAAACUCUGACCUUAAAAUACAUAUUCGGACCCAUACUGGAGAAAGACCUUAUAAAUGUCCAACUUGUGGAAAGACAUUCACAAACCGCAGCGUUUGCAAAAUGCAUCACAAGAGAAAACACGAGUGA